UUGCUCAAACCUUGACCGUUGCUGUUGCUCAGUUCGCGCCACUGCCCAUCCUUCAGGUUGGGAGCCGUGACGUAUUUACUGACAGGGACACGCGAGUUUUCGCGCCGGUGCUCUAUUUGCUCGCGAAGGCACUAUUUGGGGAGAUAAACCGAACCAACCGUCCCGUUCCUUUCCGUUUUACCGUUUUGCGUCAACAAGUUCACCUCCAGACUCUUAGUCUGUGUCUGUCACCGGGAGGGAAAUAACGGGACCGCUGCUCUCUCCUGCUUCACAAACUCACCAAAGGAGAUUUAUUUCCAUGAAACUCUUGAUUUUUUUUUUUUUUAAACACCGGUGAAAACCCGAAUCGGAGCGCGCAGAGAAUGAUGGCACGCCGCAUUGACCGAAAUCUGGUUUCUUUGUCCAUGUUUGGAUACUUGGUUUGGCUAACGGUGGUUUCUGUCGUUCACGCUGACGGUCGUGUGUUCCUAUUGGACCAGAGAAACAAGUCUGACUCCGGGGGAUUGGCUGAGGCGGAACAUGCGUGUGCUUCCCAUGAUGCCCGGCUGGCGUCAGCCGAGGAGCUGCGUCACGCCGUGGUGGAGUGUUCCUUCUCUCCCUGCACACGAGGAUGGCUGGACGGGGGCAGCGUGGGGACUACAGUGUGUAGUAACUUGGGCAGUGCUCUGAAGGCAGUGGAUGUGAAGAUAGAGAACACUACAGAGGACAACACACACCUGGAUGUCUUCUGUGUCAAAGACAAGGGUGUUCCAUGUGGAGACCCCCCUGCGUUCCCCAACACGCAUCUCCAGGGCCACACCGGGUUUGAGAUGGGGGACGAGCUGCUGUACUCCUGUCUACCUGGUCAUGUGUUGCCCAGCGGCCACUCAGCCUUCAGCCUGCUGUGUGACAGCUGUGGAGAGUGGUACGGACUGGUACAGCUCUGUGUAAAAGACAAGACAGAGGCCCACAUUGACUAUGAAGAUAAGUUCACUGAUGACGAUCACCACCUCUCCUACGACACCCCUACUGAGGAGGAGGACACACAGGAGGAACUGGUAGAAGAGGAGGUGCAAGAGGAGACAGCAUAUGUAAAUGUGGAGGAGGACACAGGAGAAGAGGGGCGCAGGGAUCAGGAGCAGCAGGAGGCCAGCUUCAGCAUGACGGAAGUAGAGGAGCAGGAUGUGGAGACGGGAGGAGAGGAGGAAGUGCAGGGAGGAGAGGAGCUGUCUGUGGGAGAAGAGGAGCAGCAGGAGGAGAACGUGGGGGAAGGAGUGGUGACUGGAAGAAAGGAGGAGGAGCUGGAAGACUCGACAGACCAUCCCGUCGAUGAGGAGAAGCAGGAGGAGGAGCAGGAGGAAGGGAUGGGCAUGUCGGAGGCGACUGAGGCGCCCAUCUCCUUGCUUUCCCAGAAGCACCUGUUUUGGUUCCCCUCAGAGGCCUUCCAGGAGGCGGGACAUGUGGAACCCACCCACCCGCCAGUCACACAGGACACACCCCCUGAGGGGGACAACCGUGUCAGGGCCUCUGGCAGCGAAUCAGAGGAGAGCAAGGAAGACAACAGCCAACCAGAGGAGACAAAGGAUCAUGACAGCCAUGAGGGUCAAUUCCAACAACCAAUUGACCACAAUGACCAUGAUGACCACGAAGAUGAUGUUGACCAUGAACAUAUUGACCGUGAAUAUGAUCACGACGAUCGAACAGGUCCUGACCAUGAUGAAAGUUCUGAACAAGUUUUUGAUGGUGAAGACCAUGCCGUUGAACACCUUGACCACAGUGAUCCUGACACCCAUGAUGGCCAUGAACAUGACAACCAUGAAAGCUAUGAUAGUGAAGAGGCCCACCGUGAGGACCAAGGAGAACACAAGGAGGAUGACCAUGAGAAGGGGGGUGCGUAUGACAACGGACACGACGAGCAUUACAACAUGGGUGAACACGAGGAGGAUGACCGCAUUCAAUAUCACAGCCACGGUGAACAUGAUGAUCAUGAAGACCAUGACCACGAUGAUGUAACAGAUCACCAUGACGAUGAUGAUCAUGACCACUCAGAUCCUAGCGAUCACCACGAUGACCAUGAAGACCAAGACCAUGUCCACGACCAUGAUCACCUUGAUGACCAUGAAGACCAUGACCAUGACCAUAACGAUCAAGAUGAUCAUGGCCAUGAUGACCAUGACCACGACGACCAUGAAGAUGGUCGUGUAGUCCCUCCCAUUGGAAUGACAACAGGCGAGCCUCAGAAUGUAACCCAGGAGGCGGCGGGAGGAGAACCCACAGCCAGCACAGACGAGACCUGGUUGGACGGCUACCCUGUCAGUCAGGAGGAGACUGACACUGAUAAAGUGGGAGGCGGCUCCACAGAGGAAGGGGUGGGGCCUGAGGUGCGAGAGGAGGAAGAGGAGGGUCUUGUGGUUGUCGGGGUGACGGACCGGCCCAAUGAGGUGGAGAUGAGUCGUCCCGUCCCAUUCACGGGCGUCCCUCAGGUCCCCCUGUCCCCCACGCAGGAGGCGGACCCUGUAGAGCAGGAUCAGGACCAGGUGGGAGGACUCAGCCCUAAAGCCUCGCCCGACUCACCCCUCUCCCCUGAGGCCACAUCCUCAGAUUCCUAUUCAGCCGACUACACCACGCCCUCUCUGACAUCAUCACUGGACGACAUCACCCCCAGAAACGCAGCCAGGCCUUCUCCCACAGACUCCUGGGAAACCACGGAUCAUGUGCACCCCUUCCUGGAGCACGGCCCCGCCCCCACGGCGUGGACUGAUGAUGUCAUUGACGAGGAGGAACGUGGAGCCGAGCACAACCUGACUCGACACAGCGGGGAGAGGGAGGGGGAGGAAGGGGAGAGUGAAGGCAAGACAGGGGAGGCAGGGUGUACUGGAGGUGAGGAGGACUGCCCUCCCACCCCCCCUCCCUCCUCCGGCAGGGGGCCCACGGUGGCGGCCAUUGUCAUUGCUGUGUGCACGGUUGCCCUGGCAGCCGCCGUCGGUGCGUGGUGUUACCGACGGAAACAGCAGAAGAGCUCGAUGUACGAGAUGAACGGGAAGGGUCAGAGUCACAGCAGACAUGGACAACAGAUAGAGAUGCAACAGAAGGUCUAAGAGAGAGAGAAAGAGAGAGACAGUGCGACUGCAGAGAGAGUGGAGGGAGGCUUGAGGAGGGUGAGGUGAUGUGGGUUAGGGUAUUUGGGGUGUGUGAGUUGAACAGCCACACACUACACCUGCAGACACAGAAGAAUGAGUUGACGGGUGAGGAAGGGGUUGAGGGGUGAGGGUUGAGGGUGUUUUAAUGGUGAGGUUUGGGGCUGAGGAAGUGUUGAGGGUUGGUGGUUAGGGUCGGGUAGAGGGACGAGGGAAUGAGAUGAGUGGCUAUGCUAUGCUAAUGCUAGCAGGAGUUUUCAACUCUGGUGACGAACGAGAAGGGACUCCUCCUCCAGAGCUCUGGGACAUUGUGGUUCAGAAUCAUACCUGUUUAUUAAUUUGUAAUUACCAUGUUGUUACUGUGUUAUUACCAUGUUAUUACUGUCUUUGAUGAUAUUUUGAUUUCAUUGUUCUUGUGUGAGACAAUUGAACUUUGUUGUUGUAUUAUUAGGGCUCUACCUUACUAUGUAGUUGUGUAACAUUGUGCAUGAUUGUAAGGAUUCCUUGUUUCUCACAAUGACAUCAGCAUUUGAAAUUGCUGUCAGAGUUGGCACCCUGAUUUGAGUGGAUGCAUUCAGGGUCCUAUUCAUUAGGCACCAAAUGGAAGAAAAAAAAUAGACAAACAGGAAAGGAUUACCUGAACUUGUCCCAUAAGAAACGCUAGUUUUCGUUUUCCAUUACAAAACGUUCUUCCCACAGUGUGAUCUAUUGAAUACAACCAAUUAGGUGUUCUAACGUCCAUACCUCCUCUGACACUACCUAAAGACUUGGUUGAAGAUAACCAAGGUUAAAACAAGAGGAUUCUAAUAUCCCAUAACUCUUUGCAUAAAUGUGGAAGAUUUUUAAACUAAGGGACCAGCGAUGCUAGUUAUUAACGGCUCUGGUCCAGUAAUGCUGCGUUUAGACGAGGGACGCAAAAACCGUUAUACAUAUCGGUAUAGCCGGACAAGAAAGCAAAAAAGAUGGUCACGGCAAAAAUAACAGUACGAGUUUCUAUGGUGAUUUCAGUAAACAAUCCGUGCAAAUCAACACCCAGUAGAAAACAACGUUACCGCAAACGGCUAAAGUUGAACGAUUUGCUCUCAUUGAAAACAAUCACACCAGUUUGCCAUCAACCUUUUACGUUGUACCAUUUAAACGCGGCAUAAAUCUGAUUAUUUCGUUUUCCGAACCUGGGUAUCUUCAACCUAGUCUAAAGACAGGAAGUAGAAAAUAAUAGAAUAGACAUUACAGAUAUAGUUUUAGAAUUCAAACUAAUAAACCAUAGAAUGAACCAUUUUUGUGUGUAAGGGAAUGCAGGCUUAAAUGCUGAAAUCAGUUAUGUUUUCACAUCCGCUUUGGAAUACUGACUAUCGAUCCAAAUGCAGCAGUGGUGGAAAAAGUACACAAAUGUCAUACUUGAGUAAAAGUAAAGAUACUGUAAUGAAACAGCAGGGAGCA
Messenger RNA from Oncorhynchus tshawytscha (Chinook salmon), 4556 nucleotides. It is a transcript of the gene susd5, whose product is annotated as sushi domain containing 5. NCBI's taxonomy places the organism in Eukaryota, Metazoa, Chordata, Actinopteri, Salmoniformes, Salmonidae. Gene Ontology annotation, molecular function: hyaluronic acid binding. The transcript has 5 exons. Gene Ontology annotation, biological process: cell adhesion; Notch signaling pathway. The record is from RefSeq and is a predicted model, not a curated record. The coding region runs from base 363 to 3077 and encodes 904 amino acids.